AUGUCCCUCGGACAGCUCCCACUUGGUAAGGAAAGUUACUCCGUAACAAUCGCCGUGGAAAAGAUCAACGACAAACUGCUGAAUCUCUUUGCUGGAUAUUUGACAAGGGCCGAAAAACUCCGUGGGAAUAAGAACGAAACGCAGGACAAUUUCUCGGAUGGCAACGGAAUUUCGUACAACACGGCAGAACGAUACCUGAGCUCCAUUAAGAACGAGAUUCUUCGUCGUUGCCUUGAUUUGGGGCUAAAGAGAUCUUUCGACGAUGCGCAACAAACGCGAAUUCGCCAGUCCAUGACAAGACGUUUUGUUGAAAGAGCCGUCCGGAACAAGACGCCUCUGGCCAGAUCUCAUGUCACAGCUGCUCGGAACGACUUUCUUGUAAUUGCGUUGUUAUGUAUCUGGGACGGUUCUUUUCCGAUGGCGGAUAUGUUAUUUUAUCUUUUGACGCUCCGAUACUUAGCCGGCCGGGGCCAGGAAGUGGCCAUGAUAUCACGGUCUAGAGUUUCUCUUGGAGAGCCAUCAGAAUGGGCCGAUAGUGGUGACAAGACCUUUGUUGUGAGGCUGUGGAGGUCGAAAGUCAGCCACGAGCAGGAUCUUUCUAUUGUUCCUCACCAAAGUGAAAUGUUGCUUGAUUGGGUGUUUGCAUUUGCCUAUAGUGCUGUGAUGAAUACCAACCCAAACGACUCGUUGUUCCCGACCUUUGCCGAAAAAGUGGAGUUGCGCAAUUUAUCAGCUGGAAACAUCAAUGAUGAAGAAAUUGGAAAUGAGACUACCCAAGAUAGUACUUUGAAAGCAAAGGUAGAUUCCAGCAAAAAAGUCACCAAGUACUUUCAAGCACUUUUGGAGCGACUAAUUAAGACAAGCGAGGAGCUUGUAGGUCCGAACGAAAUGGCUAGAGCUGCCGGUUUGUAUCAGGAUGAUGAAGAUUUUAGCGAGGAAUUUGAUGGCAGCAGCUGCGUCGGUACAACUAGUGUCAACAAUGAGCCAGGAAUAUUCAAUCUGACAGGAGAAGAAGAAACGGUUGGAUUGGAUCCCCCAGCCAAUGCUGCCUAUUACUAUAGCGGUUUGCUUCAUAAGCACGGCAUUUCAGCCGGACUCUCAACACAUUCGGCUAAGCGCUCUGCAGUCGAAAUGGCAAAUGAAAGUGCUCUAUUGCUCACAACAUGGGUAUGCUUCCGGGCAGGAUGGCUGAUGAAAGCAGUGCAUACUAUUUUUGAUUACCUAUCAUUUAAUCCGAAAAAUGAUCGACAAGUUUCGAGGGUGUUCAGCGAAUGGAAUACGCCAUCUUUUCGUGGUGAGAUACUAGGUGGGCGUCCUCCAAGACUCCAUCCCAUUCGACUUCAGGGAUUUAAAGAAGCAGAGAAGGUUUGUUGUUUUGUUGCUGCACUAUUUGUGAACUACGAAGACAAAGGCAUAGACUCCAAUAUAUUUUGCACCAUCGACGAUCGGAAAAAUCGACUUCGUGAGUUACGAAAUCUGUAUGAUCUCUUGACGGCAACUAUUCUCCGUUAUCUGCCCAAGUUUGUCAAAGUCCUUCAAGAACAUCCAAAUCCGUCUCACCCAUUCCGGCAAGGUCAACGCACUUGUAUCGAAAAGCACCCGUUUCUGUUACGAAUCCUUAAGGCAAGUCAAACAGCAGGCAUCUUGUGGGAUGAGUUGAAAGCAUGGAGUACUUUGGUUCAGAAAGACUUUCUCGAGAGAAAUUUUGAGUCAGCAAGCUGGUCUGAGAUGCUAGAGGUUGUCGGGGAGGAGCAAUUUUCUGCGGAUCCUAGGACACUGGGAGGCUACAUGGAAACAACGAAUCGGACUAUGAAUACUAUUCAGCUGGGACAGAGCAGGAUGCUGGAGACUACAAGCAUUCUUGUCGUUUUCGCGAGCGGGGGCAAGACGUUUUAA
Messenger RNA from Phaeodactylum tricornutum CCAP 1055/1, 1896 nucleotides. RefSeq lists its product with no specific name. Bases 1 to 1896 code for a protein of 631 amino acids. The record is from RefSeq and is a predicted model, not a curated record. The transcript is spliced from 2 exons. NCBI's taxonomy places the organism in Eukaryota, Bacillariophyta, Bacillariophyceae, Surirellales, Neidiaceae.